AUGGCGUAUAAUAAUUUUAAACAUUGUUCGUUAUUACUGUGUUUAGUAGCAGUUGCUUCCGGCCUGCGCACACCGACGAUCUCCCAUAUCACUCAAGAGCAGAUCAGAGAUAUAGGCGGAUCGGUUGACUUGGAAUGCUCAGUACACUAUGCCCAAGAUUAUCCAGUGCUAUGGAUGAAAUAUGACAGACUGAAGACCACAGAGGCUUUACCGCUGUCGUCUAACUCUGGUCUUAUUAUCAGAGAUUCAAGAUUCUCCAUGAGGUUUGAUGCUGCAUCAGCCACAUACACGCUUUCUAUAAAGGACAUUCAAGAAACUGACGCGGGCUGGUACCAGUGCCAAGUGCUCCUGUCGGUGAGCAACAGGAUCACCGCGGAAGUAGAGCUGCAAGUUCGACGUCCCCCGAUAAUUUCUGACAACUCGACGCGUUCACUCGUGGUCAGCGAGGGGGAGAGUGCACAGAUGGAGUGUUACGCUGGUGGAUUCCCACCACCGAAGAUAUCUUGGCGCCGAGAGAACAACGCUAUUCUGCCCACAGGAGGAUCUAUUUACAGGGGUAACAUCCUAAAGCUAAACUCAGUUCACAAAGAAGACCGCGGUACGUACUACUGUGUGGCAGAGAACGGAGUGGCCAAGGGGGCCCGCAGAAACAUCAAUCUUGAGGUCGAGUUCGCGCCCGUUGUCACCGUGCCACGUCCACGCUUGGGUCAGGCGCUACAAUACGAUAUGGAUCUGGAAUGUCAUGUGGAAGCAUACCCGCCACCUGCUAUAUCUUGGUUGAAAGAUGAAGUCCAGCUAUCAAAUAAUCAGCAUUACAGAAUAUCCCACUUCGCGACUGCUGACGAAUUCACCGACACUACUCUACGCGUUAUCACAAUCGAGAAGCGUCAGUAUGGCCUGUUCACUUGCAAGGCGCAGAACAAACUUGGCACUGCCGAGGGCCAGGUCGAGUUGUUUGAAACGAUAAUCCCGGUGUGUCCGCCGGCCUGCGGGCAGUCGCGCUUCUACAGCAGCAGUGCUUCCGCCGGCCCCCACCACCUCGCCUCCUUACUCAUAUGCGCACUCUUCCUCGUUACAAGAAUCGUCAAUACCGGAUAUUAA
Molecule: messenger RNA, 1101 nt
Organism: Parnassius mnemosyne (clouded apollo)
Lineage: Eukaryota; Metazoa; Arthropoda; Insecta; Lepidoptera; Papilionidae
Source: the annotation of a GenBank genome assembly